AUGAUUAAAGUGCAAAAAGAUAAGACUUCGAAUUUUUAACCUUAAAAAAGCAUUCUAAAGUAAAUGGAGGAGACUAUGUUAAUAUUGCAGAGACCCAAACUCCUUUAAGCACCUUUAAUUUAAUAAGAUGAAUUUUCAUAAUAAUCAAUGCUAAUAAAGGAAAUUGAUUUUUUUUGUUAAAAGCUAACAACAGUAAAAAAAACAAAGCCUAAAGUUGAGGAUUUAUCCACAAAAUAAUUUACAUGCUCAACACCAGAAAUUUAUAAAUUAUAAAUGUUAAUUGAACCAGAUGAAGAUGAUGAGUAAUAACAUUAAGUUAAAUUUGCAGAUGAAUAAUAGAAAGACUUAGAGAAAAUUAGAAGUAUACCUAAUGAAUCUAGAAUUUAGAAAAGAAUUGGCGUAGUAAAGCAAAUUUAACCAAAAUUAGUAAUAAAAAAACUAGAAUUUGAAUUAGAAAGUCCAUCUAGUUGGGUUCCAAUCAAAAUUGAAAAAUAAUUAGAAUUAGAAUUGAAAUUGAAUUUAAAUUUAUGCAUAUUUUGGCCUGAAGAAGAAUUAGCAAAUUUGAGCACUUAAAAUAUCAAUAUUUUAUUUUUAAUUGAGAGUAUGAAGAGUAUAAAUUAUUUUAAUCACUCAAUAAAAUAAAAGAAUAAUACUAAUUUUAAGGAUUUUACAAUUAUAAGCAUACAGCUCUUAUAGUAAUUAAAAAUCUACAGUAUUAUAUUAUGUUUGAAUUAUAUCUAUUCUAUAAGGGAACUUUGCAUAAGGGCUAAUGAAAUAAAAAAAGAAUUAUUAAGUGACGCGCUCUACGAAAGAAAGAAAAAUAUGUUAUUAUUAGAGUAGAAACGAAUAAUGAAAAAAAUGUUUUUAAGAUAUUUACUUUUGAGAGUCAAAUAUAAAGGAGCAAUAAACAAGGUAAUAAAUGAGGUCAAUUAAAUCAAGCAAAUGUUAAAUUAAAAAAAAUAUUUCUAAAAGUUAUAUAACUAUUCUUAAAGGAAAAAAUAAAAGAAUGAAUUCUAUGAUUUAGUUUAUAGUCAUAUUAGAUUAAAAAAUUUGAAUACAAUAUUUCAAAAUUGGAAGAUUUUAAAAUAAUGUUUAUUUCGAUAAAGACUAGCAAUAAAAUUGAUAAAAAAGAUUUUAAGUAAAUAAUCUUUAGGAUAAUGGAGAUAGAUUACUAAAUAGAUGAUUUAAUAAUAAUUAAUUUAAUUAUAAUUAGAAAAGGAACAAAAACAAAAAAUUUUAAUUGGCAAAAAUCCAAAAGAGGACAAUAAUGAAAAUGAUAAUCAAAUAUUGUCUUAAUUUUUAACUGAUGAAAAACCUAAAAAUAUUUACGAUGGGCCUAAUUGUUUAUAUGAUUUAUAAACUAUUUAUGAGAAAUAAACAUAAGCAAAGAAAAUUAAAGUCAUAAUUUUUGAACUUAAAGAAGAUUUAAAAUUAUGUCCAAAUUUAAUGUAAAAAGUAUAUAUUAAAUGGAAAGUAGCAUUUCUUUAAAGACAUUAAUAAAAAGAAUUUAUUAAAAUUAUGGAAUAAAAAAAAAUGGAAAAAAUAUUUCAAUUUUGGAAAAAAGAUAAAGAAAAUCACCCUUUUUAUUAAUUUUUAUUAAAAAGGAAAGGACUUGAAGGUUUAAGAUAUAAUCAAUUAACAAAUAAACAACAAAAGCUAUAAGAUUAAUUAAAGAUAAUAACUUUAAAAUAAUAGAGACAAUAAAUAGAAGAAAUGGCUAUGGAAGUAUAUAAUAAAAAUGUCUAGAAAAAGGCAUUUUUUGCAUGGAAACAUUUAAUUAGUAAUGAAAAUUUAUAAAUAUUAUGGAGAUCACUUUCAGAUUAAAAAUUGAAAUAAGAUUUUUAGAUAGUGUAACUCAAAUAUGAUAUAAUUUAAAAAAAAAGAAAAAUUAAAUAUUUUAAAAAAUGGAUUAUUAAUUUUAUAAAAAGUCGGAGAUCCAUAAAAAACCUAUAAUAUUGCGAAGUAACUUCAAAAGAAAAAGCAAUCGAAAAUUUAAUAAGGAUUGCAUUCGAAACAUCAAUAAAAACAUAAUUUAAAUGGAGAGAUUACUAUAAAGAUAUUUGA
This is a messenger RNA of Paramecium sonneborni, 2064 nucleotides long. The record is from the annotation of a GenBank genome assembly. NCBI's taxonomy places the organism in Eukaryota, Ciliophora, Oligohymenophorea, Peniculida, Parameciidae.